AUGCCCAACAUGUACCCUCGAUUCCCCACCAGCUGGGCUAACCUCUCGCACUGGAACCGACCAACCGCCCCAGUCAUCAUCGAACAGAAGAGAGAGAAAACACCCUCACCAUUCAUUCCUCCGAUUGACACCCUUGACCAGGAACCCGUCGUCCCAAACACGCUUUAUCCCAUUAAAGCGUACCGCUACCGCUCCUCCCGACAGCGAUGGAAGCACCUCGUAAUGCCGACCGAAGAGCAAGUCCAAGCCCUUAUGGACGACGAGGAGAAAAAAUACCCCACCACUCUCCGGAUCAUCACCUGGAACGUGGACUUUACGACGCCCGACGCUAAAACGAGGCUGAAAACUGCCCUACGCCAUAUCGAACGAGAAGUCUUGUCGUGCAAAGAGGGAGAUCUACCCUUCGAUCCAUGCUGCAUUCUCCUGCAGGAAGUCCAUAGGGACGUGUUUUGUGUGCUGCUCGAGGACGAGUGGGUGCGACGCCACUUUAUUAUCGCACCCGGGUCGCCCGACAAGUGGCCAGAAGGCACGGCAUACGGGAACGUCACCCUCGUGUCGCGCGUCCUCACCGUCGUGCGGAGCGAGAUCCUGCACUACGGCAAGACGUACAUGGGUCGGACGGCGCUUGCGGUCUACAUCCUCCUCAGCGAACCAGAACCCAGCGCGGAGAUUGUGACGAUCUGUGUUGUCAAUACGCAUCUCGAGUCGUUGAGUGAUGGGUUUGCGUACAGGAGCGCUCAGAUGGAGUUGGCGGGGAUGUUUUUGCAGCAGGCGGAGGUGAGGGGUGGGGUUGUUGCUGGUGAUAUGAAUGCAAUUAGCCCGGAGGAUCAUACGCUGCAUAUGGGGGCUGGGUUGAAGGAUGCGUGGAGGAAGGGGAAUGAGGAUGAGGGUGGUUUUACGUGGGGGUACCAGGAACACAAUCCGACGCAGUAUCCACCUGGGAGGUUGGAUAAAAUUUUGUACCUGCCGAGGAGAGGGUAUAAGAUGGAUCCGCCUGAGAGGGUGGGUGUGGGGGUGAAAACAGAGGAGGGCACGUGGGUGAGCGACCACUAUGGAUUGGAUUCGACCCUUCGCCUCGUCGCGCGACGCAAUUCGCAAUGAUUGACGAGCAAUUCGUAUGACCUCUUUUUAUGAUAACAUUCGUGACCAGCUUUGCACCGGUGGUUGUGACACUGUAGGAGACUUCUAAGCUUUGUACUUCGUCAUUACCAUGUAUUUUUUGUAUGUACUUUUAGUAGGACAGGACGCACUGUAUGAUGAUCAAGGAUGGAAAUCCAAGUACCGCAUGCGAGGAUCC
Coprinopsis cinerea okayama7#130 is the source of this 1297-nucleotide messenger RNA. RefSeq lists its product as hypothetical. Gene Ontology annotation, molecular function: single-stranded DNA binding; 5'-tyrosyl-DNA phosphodiesterase activity. NCBI's taxonomy places the organism in Eukaryota, Fungi, Basidiomycota, Agaricomycetes, Agaricales, Psathyrellaceae. The transcript has a single exon. Bases 1 to 1101 code for a protein of 366 amino acids. Gene Ontology annotation, cellular component: cytoplasm; PML body. Gene Ontology annotation, biological process: double-strand break repair. The record is from RefSeq and is a predicted model, not a curated record.